Molecule: messenger RNA, 1452 nt
Organism: Peromyscus leucopus (white-footed mouse)
Lineage: Eukaryota; Metazoa; Chordata; Mammalia; Rodentia; Cricetidae
Gene: Il21
Product: interleukin 21
Exons: 5
Coding region: 205-645 (146 amino acids)
Biological process (GO): immune response; positive regulation of natural killer cell mediated cytotoxicity
Cellular component (GO): extracellular region
Molecular function (GO): cytokine receptor binding
Source: RefSeq, a predicted model, not a curated record
UAUGCCUAGCCAAUGGAAAAGAAAAACGACUUACUCACAGUCAUCCACUGUACGAAGAUUUCCAGCUGCAAUGGGAGGGCUUUGCCUCUCCUUGAAGGAUGAAUAAAUAGGUAGCUGAAGAGACAACCUGUCCACAGUCAGGCUGAAGUGAAAACCAGACCCAGGUCCUGCUCAUCUGGUAGUUGGAGACCCAGUUCUGGUGGCAUGGAGAGGACCCUUAUCUGUCUGAUAGUCAUCUUCUUGGGGACAGUGGCCCAUAAAACAAGCCCCCAAAGGCCAGAUCGCCUCCUGAUUAGACUUCGUCACCUUGCAGACAAUGUUGAACAGCUGAAAAUUUAUGUGAAUGACUUGGAUCCUGAACUUCUGCCAGCUCCACAAGAUGUAAAGGAGCAUUGUGAGCACUCAGCUUUUGCCUGUUUCCAGAAGGCCAAACUCAAGCCAGCAAACACAGGAAGCAAUAAGACGAUCAUCAGUGACUUAGUCACUCAGCUGAGGAGGAGGCUGCCUGCCACCAAGGCUGAGAAAAAGAACAAGAGCUUAGUUAAAUGUCCAUCCUGUGAUUCUUAUGAGAAAAAAGCACCCAAAGAAUUCCUAGAAAGACUAAAAUGGCUCCUUCAAAAGAUGAUUCAUCAGCAUCUUUCCUAGAACACACAGGACCUGAAGAUUCCCAAGGACUUGAGGAGACACUGCACACUAUGGAAACUCACAAACGGGAGUGCCUCUUGCUUCCUGGGAUUGUGAAUGGAGAAGUACAGUAUGUUCCUAUAGGAAUGACUCAAACACUGAAGGCUAAGAUCCAUUGCCAAAUUACUACACAGACAUUGCAGUUCACUGACAGACUCCGGGCUAUCAACUGGGAAAAUCUCUCUUCAGAGAGCUCAGCUUCCCGUGUCAUGGAUUUCUGUGACUUCUCAAGUUGUGACGUCUUCAUCUUGUUGCCCAACUGUGACAUGCUUUGACUGGAAGGGGAAAACUAAAGAUUUUAACUAAAAAUACAGCUAGAGAAACUGUUGGUCUGCAAGAAUAAGACCUUUUGUGAUCCUAACCGAAUGAUGUAAGCUGAAAAUACAGAAGAGUAAGAUGAAAUCGGAAAUUGAAGUCUUUAUUCUCUAAGGAAAAUUGUACUUGAAAGCAUGUCUGAAGGGCUUGCUCCUUCCAAAUGAACAUCCAGCAUACAGAUAUCUAAUCUAUUUAUGCUACAGGGGAGAGUUUUCCUAGAUGGGUACAAGCAAUUUUUCUUCUUUAUUAGGUCUAUCAAGAUAUUUAAAUACAGUAGAAUUUAGCCUAUUUAUAGACUUCAUUCCUGGUCUUCACUGUCUUUCUAAAGUGGUAAUGGCAUAUUAAGAAGCAGGGUUAACUUCUCCCAAUGUCAAGUCUUUUUAUAAGCUAAUAUUUUAAACUUGUGAAGAUGGCAACUAAAACCUAUGGUAGGGCAAACAUCAGCAGAGUCUU